AUGGCUGUUGACGAUAUGCGGCCGGUUUAUUCCCAUCGGAGUAUGGUGGAUAUUAAACAAGAGCUGCCGAAUGCUUCAGAGCCCAGAAGCAAAACAAUCCAUAGUGGCCAUUUUAUGGUUAGUCGUGUGCAUGAUGCAAACAACGACGACGAUGAAGAAGAGGCCACCUCCCCCUUUAGCGACGACUCGAAGGGGUUUGAUUUUUUCACGGCCAGUAAAGAGACCAGUACGACGUACAACUUCGCGAAUACGAAUAAUCAAGCUGUGGGGAUUGAUGCAUCGUUGACCAAGCUGUUUGAAUGCAUGACUCUAGCUUACAGUGGCAAAAUCACAUCACCGAAGUGGAAGCAGUUUCGGGGCUUGCAUUUAUCCCAGAAGCAGCGCAUCCGCCUGAACAAUCUCAUUUGGAGAGAGUGGCACAUGCAGUACAUCUAUGGGAAAAAUCCAAUGGUUUGUCAGUUUGCAACUCCAUUGUCAGAUCACAUUCAUUCAAAGCCAGAGGCUGUGGUUUUAGAGGGCAAGUACUGGAAGAGACAGCUAGAUGCUGUAACCGCCGAAUACAAGAAGUGGCGUCGCUACUUCAGGGAGAGGGUGAGGCAGCUACCUCACUUCAACUUUCAGGAGAAUAUGGCCCUCAGCGAGUGGGAGCUGCUGGAGAGAGUCAAGGAUGUGACCUUCAUCCCUCACAGCUCGGGAAGCUAUGUUUCCAGCACAGACCUGAACCUGCUGCAGGCAGAUAUCACUGAUAUGGACUUUACCAGCGAGCUCUUCGCAAGUUUGAAUCAGCCAUUUGCAUUUCCAAACCCUAGAGAACUGAGUCAGCUGGGCUAUGCCGACUUCAUCCAGCCGGGUCUGAUCCAGUUACAGCCCAACCUGGAGGAGUUCAUGGAUAUUGACACCAUGCAAGAGUGGUUUGGUUCAAAGAUGCCUUCUGCAUUUUCCGCCGCAUUUUCCUCUGCAUUUUCCUCUGCAUUCACACCUGAGCCCUCGCCUCCUGCUGCUGAAUCAAGUCUG
Candidula unifasciata is the source of this 1014-nucleotide messenger RNA. The record is from the annotation of a GenBank genome assembly. NCBI's taxonomy places the organism in Eukaryota, Metazoa, Mollusca, Gastropoda, Stylommatophora, Geomitridae.